AGGAGAAUGCUGGGGCGGGGGGAGAGUGGAGGGUAAUGGCGGUCCUCAGGGAAGGCCACACUCCUCUAGUCUCUCAUUUUUGCCAUCCUUCCCCUCGUUCUUUCAGGAAAGUGUCACCUCCCCUUUCUCAGAAUGGGUUGAUGCUAAGACCACAUGGCAAGGGGUUUAUGGCCACAUGAGCUGUGGGAAGCUCAUAGGGCAAGAGUGAGAAGUGAGAGUGCACAGUGAACACAUGAAGACAUGUAUGUGCGGAUCUGGGAGAAGAUGUGUAAGAACAAGAAUGUGUGGUUGUACAUGAGCAGCUUACAUCCAGAAAGCGUAAUGGUUGCUCACAGCAGGCCUUGGCGGUGUGUUAAAUGCUUAGUUGACUUAUCUCACUGCGUUCAUGGAACCUUAGGAAGAGGUAGCCAUUGUCAUCCUCAUGAAGUAAUUCUCCCAGAACUGAAUUCUGACUCUGGCGUCUGUUCUCUCACGGAUAGUACUAUUCUGUGUUAUACACGUGGGGACCAAAGGAAUGAGGUCCCUAAUUAGAAAGUAGCUUGAGAGGAAAAGUAGAUGGAAUGUCAAGAAUUUUCCAGGAGGAACUGGGGACCACAAGGGCGGAGUCUUAUAGCAGGGCAGUCCGUCCCACUCCCUGGCCCCACCUACUCAGGCCCCACAUAGUAUAGGAACUCCUGCCCUGGUUCUUCAGCACAGAGACCCUCUCAUGCCCACCUAAUGGGGCUGCUCUUUUGAGUUCUCUACUUGAAAGACAGGGACUUCUCUACUCCAAAGCCAUCGACCCUAGUGCCAGCAACAGCUUGUGAGAAAGAGAAUAUAUUUACCUGGUGACCUUGAAAUCUCAAGGGGGGUUGCCUUGGAGAGCAGCAUUCUGCCUUUUCCUGCAUCUGGGAUCCAAGAUUAUCCCGGGAUGUGAGUAGCAGAGGUAUGAAGCACAAAGGAAUGUUCUAGCAGUUGGGAGGGCUAAGAACUGUUCUAAAAUCCUGUCUACACUAUACCAGAGCCUCUACAGGGAAAACUCUGGGAAGAACUGCCUGGAGCAGCAUAACUGCAACGCGCGGAAAGCCUCCAAGAGAAGAGUGUGAAGGAGGCCAAGACCAAAUGCCGGACCAUUGCAUCCCUACUGACGGCAGCCCCCAACCCUCACUCCAAGGGGGUGCUUAUGUUUAAGAAGCGGCGGCAGAGAGCCAAGAAGUACACCCUAGUGAGUUUCGGGGCUGCAGCUGGGACAGGAACAGAGGAGGAGGAGGACGGCAUCCCCCCAACGAGUGAGUCGGAGCUGGACGAGGAGGCCUUCUCAGAUGCCCGCAGCCUUACUAAUCAAUCCGACUGGGACAGCCCUUAUCUAGACAUGGAGCUGGCUAGGGCUGGCUCAGGCAUAGCAGAGAGUCAGAGCUCUGGACUGGGAGGACAGCUAAGUGAGGUCUCUGGCCGAGGGGUACAGCUCUUUGAACAGCAGCGCCAAAGGGUAGCCUCCAGCUCCCAGGAGCUGGCUCAGGUGGGCCCAGCAGCCAUGCUUAAUGGGCAGAGUCUGCAGUCCCCACCUCGAGCUCAGAGUGCUCCCCCAGAGGCAGCGGUGCUUCCACUCAGCCCUUUGUCAGCCCCUGCAGCCAGCCCUAGCCCCUUUCAGGAUGGUGGAGCCCCCAGCCCUGCGCCAAGUAUCUUUAACAGGUCAGCGAGACCUUUUACCCCAGGUUUACCAGGGCAACGGUCAGGCACCACCUCAGUGAUUUUCCGACCCGUAGCCCCUAAGAAGGUUAAUGAGGCCUUGGGGGGCACUAGCCCCGCCCCGUCCCCCUUCGCAGCUUCUCUACAGGGGCCCACCCCUCUGCCCAGCUUCACCACUGUGGUGCCCAACCGCACGCCGGUCUCUGGAACCUCCAGCAGCACCCAACGCUCCUCCGGUCCUGUGACCGCUACCAGCUCCUUGUACAUCCCAGCCCCGAGCCGGCCCGUUACACCAGGAGGUGCCCCAGAGCCUCCCACUCCUCCUAGCGCUGCUGCCAUGACCUCCACUGCUUCCAUAUUCUUGUCCACUCCUCUGAGAAACUCUGCGCGCCCGGAGGCACCCGGCACGGCGGCCCCCGAGCCUGCCAGCGCUCGGGAGCAGCGCAUCUCUGUGCCGGCUGCCCGCACCGGCAUCCUGCAGGAGGCUCGGCGCCGGGGAACCCGCAAACAGAUGUUCCGGCCUGGAAAGGAAGAGACGAAGAACUCGCCCAACCCCGAGCUGCUAUCGCUGGUACAGAACCUGGAUGAAAAACCUCGGGCGGGCGGUGCGGAAUCUGGUCCGGAGGAGGACGCUUUAAGCCUCGGAGCAGAAGCCUGUAACUUCAUGCAGCCACUAGGGGGCAGGAGUUACAAGACCCUGUCUCAAGUGUCACCGAAAACCCCACCUCCAAUGGCUCCCAAAACCCCACCCCCUAUGACGCCUAAGACUCCACCCCCUGUGGCUCCUAAACCCGGGUCUCGAGGGCUCCCUGACGGGCUAGUGAAUGGAUCGACCUCUAUGGUUGGGAUUCCUGAGCUCCCAAGGCUGCAGGGGAGGGGUGGGGAGCUAUUUGCCAAACGGCAGAGCCGUGCCGACCGGUACGUGGUGGAAGCUACACCUGGCUCUAGCCUUAAUCCAGGCCUUCGCCCUAGAAGUCCUUCUCCCACACCCUCACUGCCCCCAUCCUGGAAAUACUCACCCAACAUCCGUGCCCCACCUCCUAUUGCUUACAACCCACUUCUCUCACCCUUUUUCCCUCAGGCUGCCCGAACUCUCCCCAAUAAGGCUCAAUCCCAGGGACCUCGGGCGACCCCUAAGCAGGGUAUCAAGGCCCUGGAUUUCAUGCGGCAUCAGCCAUACCAACUUAAAACUGCCAUGUUUUGUUUUGACGAGGGUCCUUCAACUCCUGCCUCCACUUCAGGGCCUCCCAAAACUGCCCGAGUCCAGGAGAUCCGCAGAUUUUCCACUCCGGCGCCCCAACCCACUGCAGAACCCUUGGCUCCCACUGUGCUUGCCCCCAGAGCGGCUACCACCUUGGACGAGCCCAUUUGGAGGGCAGAGUUGGCCUCAUCCCCUGUCCCUAACCCGGACCAUCUAGAGUCUCUCAGGAGCUUUGCGGCCACUCCCACUUCCUGCGGCUUCCAAGUAGCCAGGCCGCGGUUCUCAGCCACCAGAACAGGGUUGCAGGCUCAUGUCUGGAGACCUGGGGCAGGGCACCACUGAGCAGGGAAUAGGUCCCAGGACCAAGUAAUGGAACUUAGAGUCCCCAAAGUCUCUCUCUUCUGCUUUGUCCUACCGGCCUCCCGUCCCCCGUCCCCCCCCCUCCCCCCCGCAUCUGAGUCUGACUGCCCCUAGCCAGAGUGCGUUCCCCUCAGCUUCCUCCCUGCUGGUGCUUUUAAGCCCCUCAUCUCUGCUUUGGAAUCUUCUCUAGAUGUCCUUGCCUGUCAGGCUUCUCUACCCAGAAGCCUCAGCAGAUUUCUGCUUUUGUUUUGCAUUUGUGUUUCUCUCUGUGGGCAGCACUUUAGUGUUAGGUAAAAAGCACACUGUAAAGUGACCACUGAGAGCUCAGGCAAAAUGCUCACUCGCUCUCAGGCAAGCAACUAAGGGUCUGCACUGUGGCUUGAUCCCCUCUACCCUCCAUACUCCUCACUCCGCUUUCCCUAGGUUAGUUGCCAUACGCCUAAGGGUGCGUGCGUGCGUGCGUGCGUGCGUGUGUGUGUGUGUGUGUGUGUGUGUGUAUGUGUGUGUGUGUGUGUGUGUGUAUGCGCGCGUGCUUUCACAAAUGUGUGUGAUUAGGCUCUGCUCUAGAAAGGCAUCAAAUACAUAUACAUGUGUGCUUCUCUUGAGGCAAAGGACAAGACAAGAGGAGUGUUUUCACCUACUGGAAGGGUCAGAUGGCUUCAUAAAGAAUCCUGUGGGGAACAAGAGCUACUGCAGAAAAGCUCCUGAGAGAGGAGUAUCUGUAGCAUGGAGAGAGAGAGAGAGAGAGAGAGAGAGAGAGAGAGAGAGAGAGAGAGAGAGAGAGAGAGAGAGAGAGAGAGAGAGGUGCACAGCAUCUUGUGAAAUUAACAAGUCUGACAAGACUGGGAGGCAAGGACACUUUUCAUGGGUUUGAGUUAUACAAGGUAGACCCAGAAUAAGACUAAGAAUUCUAUUUCCUUGGAUUAAAGGAAGUUAGCAACCAGGGCCCUGUGCUGGGCACAUCAGAAUCCAGAAAGUAAAAAAGAACAUUUCUUCUGAACUGCUUAAUGAGUGUAAGAUAGAAAGGAUGGUGAAUAGAGCCAGAGUGGAUGGGGAGAACGAGGCAAAAGCCAGGAACGAGGCUGGAAUGAGUGAAAGUGAACAAGGGGGAGAGUAAAGUUGGCCAACAUGUGUGAGGGGGUCUGGGAACUUCUGAGCUGGGGAGAACACAUUUGUUAGAGCAAAGGCGUGAGCACAUGCAGUGGCUGUGUUACCUCCUGUGAAUCUGACCUUCCUUCCACCCUUCUGGAGCUUAUCCCGAUGACCUGGGAAACCAGGGAGACACUGAGCCCAAACCUCUUGUUGUCCCACCCUACCUGUAGAAGCCCAGCUCUUUGCAGCUUCAGGCCCUGUGUCUGAUCCCAGAAGGAUAAGGACUAUCCUCCCAUGAAGACCACCAUCAGUUAUGGUUGUUGUUUGGCCUGGAAACCAAUCUUUUCCUUUGCAAUAUUGGGUGUCACAAUUCUUUGGUUUGUGCACAAGAAUAAACGUAUGCUCACAA
This is a messenger RNA of Rattus norvegicus (Norway rat), 4730 nucleotides long. It is a transcript of the gene Synpo2l, whose product is annotated as synaptopodin 2-like. Lineage: Eukaryota; Metazoa; Chordata; Mammalia; Rodentia; Muridae. The record is from RefSeq and is a predicted model, not a curated record. Gene Ontology annotation, cellular component: cytoskeleton; organelle.